Molecule: messenger RNA, 1610 nt
Organism: Astyanax mexicanus (Mexican tetra)
Lineage: Eukaryota; Metazoa; Chordata; Actinopteri; Characiformes; Acestrorhamphidae
Product: mannose-P-dolichol utilization defect 1 protein
Exons: 7
Coding region: 40-822 (260 amino acids)
Biological process (GO): oligosaccharide biosynthetic process
Source: RefSeq, a predicted model, not a curated record
CCGCAGCAGGAGUAUCAGAGUUGCAGGCUCGAGCUGAAGAUGGAGGAGUUUGAGGAAGAGCAGAUUUCUCCUCUAAAGAGUUUUAUUUUAACUUAUUUACUCCCAGAGAAAUGCUACCAGCUCUUCUUCCACCAGCUGCACCUCACUCACGGUCCGUGUGUGAGGAUGGUUCUAGGUAAGGUUCUAGCUAUGUGGAGCCUCGUCUCACUACUGGCUCCGGUUCCUCAGGUAUGGAGGCUGGUCCGGUCCGGUAGUUCUGAGGGUCUCAGUCUGGUGUCGGCGCUGUUGGACCUGCUGGCCGUUUCUGCUCAUGUGGCGUUCUGCGUUCACCACGGCUUCCCCAUCGGGGCGUGGGGAGAGAGUGUGUGUGUGCUGGUGCUUCUCGCCCUCGUGAUGUUCCUCAUCCAGCACUACAGAGGAAACAGCCUCACAGGUGGUGUAUCCGUGGUGGUGUAUGCGGUGUUCCUGUACCUGUUGGCGUCUCCUCUCACUCCUCAGGUGUUGAUUAGUGAGUCUGAGGAGUGGAGUGUGCUGAUCGUCAUCACGAGUCGGCUGAUUCAGGUGGGCUGUAAUUACAGUAAUGGAUCUACAGGGCAGUUGUCGGGGGUGUGUGUGUUCCUGCAGUUCAUGGGUUCUUUGGGACGAGUGUUUGGAUCCAUACAGGACUCGGGUCACUCUCUCCGUUCUCAGGCCGUGGUUCUGGCGUCCUGUGGUUCCGCGGUGCUCCUGCUGCAGGUCCUGCUGUUCCGGAACCGCCGGCCGGUGGGCGAAGAGAGGGAGAGAGGGAGGGAUGGAGAGAGGGAGAGAAAGAAGGAGGAAUAGAGGUGAAAAAAUAAAGUGUUAAUUAGAGAACAGGUUACAGAUCCAGACUGUAUAAAUCUGAACUGCAGUUUCCGCCUUCAGCCGCCAGGGGGCUCCACUCUCCAUAUAAACACCCACUGAGCCCCGGAGUCCUGCACACGUCUACACCAACUCUACUCAACUCAAUUCAGUUCAUAUUGAUCCACUUUAGUUCGUUUUGGUCCAGUUUAGUUCACAUUCAUUUGAUCCAGUUCUGAUUAUUUAAUUUCAGUUUAAUUCAGUUCAGUUCACAUUGAUCCAGUUUAGUUCGUUUUGGUCCAGUUUAGUUCAUAUUUAUUCAGUUUAGUUCUGUUUAUUUCAGUUCAGUUUAUUUUGAUCCUGUUUAGUUCCCUUGAUUUUAAUCAAUUUCAGUUCACAUUGAUCCAGUUUAUUUCACUUCAGUUUAAUUAGUUCAGUUCAUAUUGAUCCAACUUAGUUCGCUUAAGUUUAAUUAAAUUCAAUUCAGGUUAUUUAAUUUAAUUUCAGCUCAUUGUAUAUCACUUUAUUUAAUUCCAGUUCAGUUCAUUUUGAUCCAGUUUAGUUCAUUUCAGUUUAAUUCAGUUCUUUUUUAUUCAGUUUAGUUCACAUUCAUUUGAUUCAGUUCAGUUCUGAUUAUUUCAUUUCAGUUUAAUUAGUUCAGUUCAUAUUGAUCCAGUUUAGUUUGCUUGAGUUGAAUUAAAUUAAAUUCAGGUUAUUUAAUUUAAUAUCAGCUCCUUUUAUUUCACUUUAUUUAAUUCAGUUUAGUAAAUUUUGAUCCAAUUUAGUUCACU